This is a messenger RNA of Pseudophryne corroboree (corroboree frog), 928 nucleotides long. It is a transcript of the gene RPS27L, whose product is annotated as ribosomal protein S27 like. NCBI's taxonomy places the organism in Eukaryota, Metazoa, Chordata, Amphibia, Anura, Myobatrachidae. Bases 36 to 722 code for a protein of 228 amino acids. The transcript has 5 exons. Gene Ontology annotation, molecular function: structural constituent of ribosome; RNA binding. The record is from RefSeq and is a predicted model, not a curated record. Gene Ontology annotation, cellular component: cytosolic small ribosomal subunit; ribosome. Gene Ontology annotation, biological process: ribosomal small subunit assembly; translation.
GGGGUGGGGGAAAGGGAGGUGAUGCAGCACGUGCCAUGGGUCCGGCGCCGCAGCGGUCCAGUUCUCCACGCGACAGAGAUAAGACAGGGAUCACAUUCAGUGACGUCAUGCAAGCCAGCCGCGUGCGGUGCCCACCUCAGCAAUACACGCGUGGGGAAAAGCGUGUGACCCCCCCAGGCGUGUCUGUGCUGCAGACGCUAUUCUGCAGCUGCCCGGCCUAUGUGCCGUCCCCUACGGCCGCCUGCAGUUGGGGGGUUUGGUACAGGUUGCUGAUGAGUCCAAAAUUGGAUUGUGUGGGCCGUGCAGGGAAAUAUCCCAGUGAGAGCCAGUGUGCCACCAUAUGUUUACAGGGCAGCGUAGGCUCACAUGGCAUGGCCGCGGCACUGCUGUACUCUAUACCUGUACCAACCGAUAGGCGGUUCACAGAAGUACAAAGUGUUAAUUCCAGGCACGAUAGUAACACAGCAGCAGAGUUGGCUAAAGAUUUGCUGCAUCCCUCCUCCGAUGAGGAAAAGACGAGGCAUAAGAAAAAGCGGCUAGUCCAGAGCCCAAACUCCUACUUCAUGGAUGUUAAAUGCCCAGGCUGCUAUAAGAUUACUACAGUUUUCAGCCAUGCACAAACGGUUGUCCUUUGUGUAGGUUGCUCUACUGUUCUUUGCCAGCCUACAGGUGGAAAAGCCAGGCUUACAGAAGGUUGUUCCUUCAGAAGAAAGCAACACUAAAGUUGUCUUUGUUUGCGUGACAUGACUGCUGCACCGUGCCCCUCAGGAUGAUUUGCCUUAUGUCCGGCCUCACAAACCACUUUCCUUGUUGUGGUAUAGUACGUCAAUCUCGUUGGCUUUUGUAAUACAGGGAGAUUUUUUUUUUUGCAGUUGGACUUUGAUUAUGUGCAAACCAUUUCCUAAAUAAAUGCAAAAUUGCAAUUGAA